AUGCUGCCUCCGGUGGCGUUUCUGCCCCAGCCGGUACGGCCUGGGACCCGUUCCAAACGCAAGCCAGAAGCCAGAGUCAAACGGCAGAAACGCGCACUUCGCCGUCGAGUGCCUUGCCAGAGUUCCUUGACGCCCAGCCGCAGUCAGGCCCCGAAAGCACUGUUUCCGGGUGACGUCGAGGCGUGGUUACGCGCUGCCGCCAAACGCCGUCAAAGGCUACAGUCUCCAGACAGCGGUGUUUUGCUGGUGCUCGCGGCGCUCGUCGGCGCAGGUACUGGCCUUGGUGUGACACUCUUCAAGACCGCGAUUCGUGGCGUCUCGGAUUUUGGGUACGGUGACACGGUGGCCGGCGCACUGCUACCGUUCGUCGGGUCCUUGAACUUGAUCGCGGUGCCUACCAUGGGUGGUGCUUGUGUCAGCUUCCUGAAACUAAGAUUCGGAGCGCUAGACGGAGGUAUUGAGGCCAUGCUUCGAUCCAUGGAGAAGAAUGAACGGUUCCAGAGCGCCGGUGCAAUUGUUAAAGCCAUAGCAGCUGUGUUCACGCUCGGGAGCGGAUGUUCGCUGGGUCCAGAAGGCCCCUCUGUGGAAAUCGGGGCAUCAGUGGCGCGUCUCAUUCCGCAAUGGGCGAGUGAAAGACUACAAUGGCGGCUCUCUAGUGAGCGACUGCGUCAGCUUUUCGCUUGUGGAUGUGCAGCGGGCGUUGCGGCAGGUUUCAACGCUCCGUUCGCCGGGGUACUCUUCGCGAACGAAAUCGCGCAGCGAGCGGGCGGGAAUCACACUGAAUCUGGCACUGGGGCAAGUACAACGCCGGCUUUGCUCGUGGCGUCGGCGUUGAGCUCGCUCGUUGCGAGACUGGGUCUCGGCGAGCGCCCGGCUUUCUCGAUACCGAACUAUGACCUGCGGAAUCCGUUGCUCGAGCUUCCACUUUAUCUGGGAUUGGGAUUCUUGGCGGGGCUGGCGAGCCUCGGGUUUCGGAAAGCGCUCCUGCUGGGUCAAAACCUUUACCAAUGCACAGGAUUGCGACGGAUUCCCGUUGCCUGGCGACCGCUUUGUGGUGGUCUCCUCAACGGCAUGGUUGGCUUCGUCUUUCCGCAGAUUCUCUUUUUUGGCUACGACAUGCUGGACGCUCUGUUAGCGGAUACGAAUUUCAGCAUUCCGCUCCUGGCUGGCUUGCUGUUCCUGAAGCCCCUCAUGACUGCCGCGAGUCUCGGCAGUGGCCUUGUGGGCGGGACUUUUGCGCCCGCUCUCUUCGUUGGUGCGAAUCUGGGGGCCCUCUACUGCAAAUCCAUCGAAUGCGCGGGCAACGCGCUCCUUGCGAUUGUCUUCAAGACUUUGGGUGCAACAACGGCCACUGCACUGUCCGGUUCGAUCCCGAUUGCGGGGCCUCCAGCGUAUGCCAUGGUUGGCAUGGCGGCAGUCCUAGCGGGAAUGUUUCGUGCACCACUCACCGGGUGCUUGCUGCUGUUCGAGAUGACCCGAGACUAUCGUAUCAUUCUGCCUUUAAUGGCGGGUGUCGGCGUCAGCACCUGGAUCGCGGAUGACACCAGGCAACAGGUCCGAGCUUCUCCAUCCGCCUAUGCAACGAAGCGAAACGAAGGCCCUUCGCCGCUCUACCUGGGGCUGCGUCCAGAUGCCGAGUUUCGCUCCGUGGCAGCUUGCCUCAGCGUGCGCGAUGGACUCUCACCGCUCAAACCGGUCUUCCUCGAUGCGCAAUGCAGCGUGUCGGUUGCACUGGAACGCUUCCGACCGCUGGAGCACGGGUGCAUUCUAGUGACGACCACAAUGCCGGUGGAACAGAUUCAGGGGCUCGUUACCGUUCGGGAUUUACUUCGGGCCAAGAGCGAGUUCGGCGCUCUGCAGGGCAUCACUCUGGGUGAGAUUUGCUCGACUGAUUUCGAAAGCAUCUCGCUAGAGGAACCACUUGUGCGGGCUCUGGAAAUUCUUGAAUCCAAUUCAGCGCCGCUUCUGCCAGUUGUGGUCGGCACGACUACCGAGGAACGCGGGAGAAGCGAGCAACCUAAUGGCGCCUAUGAAAGUCCAAGUCGAAUGAAGAUUUCACCCUCGAUGGUUUGUGGUUUUGUAGAUCUGACCAGCAUUGAGCGAGCGGUGCAGUUUUCUCGUCUGCAGAUGGCGGCUCGCGAACCCGAUGGACCAAGUUAA
This is a messenger RNA of Cyanidioschyzon merolae strain 10D, 2160 nucleotides long. RefSeq names its product probable CLC-type chloride channel. NCBI's taxonomy places the organism in Eukaryota, Rhodophyta, Bangiophyceae, Cyanidiales, Cyanidiaceae. The transcript has a single exon. Gene Ontology annotation, molecular function: voltage-gated chloride channel activity. Gene Ontology annotation, biological process: transmembrane transport; chloride transport. Bases 1 to 2160 code for a protein of 719 amino acids. The record is from RefSeq and is a predicted model, not a curated record. Gene Ontology annotation, cellular component: membrane.